This is a messenger RNA of Hibiscus syriacus, 755 nucleotides long. RefSeq names its product protein C2-DOMAIN ABA-RELATED 9-like. Bases 63 to 581 code for a protein of 172 amino acids. The transcript has 3 exons. The record is from RefSeq and is a predicted model, not a curated record. NCBI's taxonomy places the organism in Eukaryota, Viridiplantae, Streptophyta, Magnoliopsida, Malvales, Malvaceae.
GUACGUCAUUAUUCCUAUUUUUCUAAGAGAGACCAAGUAAAAGAAGCCUUUGUUUUGUUGAAAUGGAUGCGUUGGGACUUCUCAGAAUCAAGGUCAUAAAAGGCUUCAAUCUUGCUGUUCGUGAUAAGAUAUCGGGUACCAGUGAUCCUUACGUUGUCAUCAGCACGGCUGGACAGAAAGUGAAGACCCGAUUUGUGAAGAAAAACUGCAAUCCGGAGUGGAACGAUGAAUUAACUCUCCCUAUCAAAGAUCUUAAUGCUCCAAUCACUUUGACGGUGUUCGACAAGGAUACGUUCAGCGACGACGAUGCGAUGGGAACCGCGGUGAUCGACAUUCAGCCGUACGUAGAGGCAGUGAGGUUGAGGAAGAGCUUGGGAGAACUCCCGAACGGCGUUGCACUGCAGAAACUACAACCAUCGGGGACAAACGACCUGGCUGAUGAGAGCAGCAUAAUUUUGGAGGAUGGGAGGAUCACCCAAAAGAUGCGUCUCAAACUCAAUGAUGUUGAAAGUGGGCAAGUGUUGAUCCAAGUGGAGUGUGUUGAUAUCCCUGGCUCCAAAGGCUUGGACCCUGAUUACUGAACCUAUGUAUGGCUUCAACUAUAUUCUCUCUGCUUUCGAGUUUCUGUAUACGGGAACCGAUCAGUUAGGACGUUGUUCCAUUAUAUUCUGUAAACCUAAAUUGAGCUGUAAUCUUGUUUCAAUUCGUAUGUAAUGAUGCAGAAUAGCAUGCAAUAGAUGGGUUUUGAUAUAAUA